This is a messenger RNA of Theileria parva strain Muguga, 1111 nucleotides long. It is a transcript of the gene XRCC3, whose product is annotated as Rad51 family protein. The coding region runs from base 71 to 931 and encodes 286 amino acids. Gene Ontology annotation, biological process: double-strand break repair via synthesis-dependent strand annealing; telomere maintenance via recombination; t-circle formation. Gene Ontology annotation, molecular function: ATP binding; four-way junction DNA binding; ATP-dependent DNA damage sensor activity. Gene Ontology annotation, cellular component: replication fork; Rad51C-XRCC3 complex. The record is from RefSeq and is a predicted model, not a curated record. Lineage: Eukaryota; Apicomplexa; Aconoidasida; Piroplasmida; Theileriidae. The transcript has 9 exons.
CGCAUUAAAACAUUAAAAUUGUUUCGUUAAGGUUCAUUUUAUAUUUUGUUGUAUUAUAUUAUAUUGUUUUAUGGUAAAGGAAUUUUUGAAAAAAAGAACUGUUGAUGAUAUUUGGUCAAGUUUUGAUCGUGAUGUCUCAGGUCCAAAACACCUCAUGUUUGGGGUCAAGGAGAUUGACCAGGCCCUUAACGGCGGCCUUCUUCUAGGAAAAGUUUGUGAGAUUUACGGACCUUCUGGGUCUGGGAAAACACAAUUCGCUCUAUCCCUCACUUCUGAGGUCCUGAUUAAUAACUUGAUACACUCUAAGGAUUAUGUAGUACUGUAUAUUUACACAAAUGGAACAUUUCCAAUUGAAAGACUAAACGAGAUCCUAAGAUCGAAAUAUGAGGAUGCAAAGGGUUUGAUAAAGGCUGACGAAAAUUUCAAUACCUCUCAAUUACUAAAAAAUUUAUACGUUGAAAAGGUUACCGACAAUGAUGAGUUGUACUUUACAUUUACAAGUAAACUAGAAGAGAUGCUUCAACACAACGUAAAACUCAUAGUGAUUGACUCAAUAGCAGCGUUAUUUCGGACAGUCCAGAAUGAAUCAUACCACGGUCAACGGAUCAACUCCAUUACAAAAGUUGGCUUAAUUAUGAAAAGAAUAUCACAUGAAUAUAAUCUUUUGAUACUGGCGAUUAAUCAGGCCUCGGGAGUGUUUAAUCUGAGCAACAUUCCAUUCUUGAACCCAAGAUCAGGGAUUAAACCUGCACUUGGUGAAGCCUGGGAGAGAUGUAUUAACUCAAGGAUACUAGUUACAAGAAGGCGUGACCAGAGGUUUAACAGGGAAAUUCGGCAUUUUCAAGUCAUUUUUAGCUCUAACUCACCGUCAACUUAUCCCAUACCAUUUAUUACAACGAAACGAGGAAUUGAAUAUAAUCUGUUAUUGUGACAUAUUUCAACUAAUUGAAGAUAAUUUAGUCCAUUAAUGAGUUAAAUGGAUUUAUAAAGAUUAAAUAUCUUAAUCAUAAGUAAAUGUGUGGAUAAAUAAUAUUAAAAGUUGAAAAUAAUUCUAUACAAGGCAUGUAAACCCCCACUGCUGGCUGUUCUUGUAAAAAUAGAGUAAAAAAUG